AUGGACGGGAAGAUCGAUCUAUGGAGCGAGGGGAUGCUUGAUAGAUCACCCGGCGCACCUUAUCCUGUUGACCGAACAAGAAGACCUGAUAUCGACGCUCGUAACCAGCAGCCUUCCCCUUUCAUCCAAGAGCUGGAUGUUGCUGUGCUGACAGCCAAAAGAAUGAUCAAGGAGCAUCAGAGCGCACAAUGUCUGAUCGAACUCAAGACAAGACUUCAACACAUUGACGAGAAAAUACACGACAAGAUUCUUCGCUUCACACAGGGUGAGAUGGUAGAGGACAUGGAAGCUGGAGCAGCGUAUCUGCCAGAUGAUUGCGAAGAGACUCAGCGGGACUUGCCAUUGGGGAAGGCGAGCGGAUCUCAUGGAGCAUCGACGUCGAAAACAAGUACAGAGAGCAGAGGAGCAAAGAGUUGGGACGCGAAUGUUAUCAAACAAUUACAAGAGCUCGGGUUCGAUCAUAGCCAGGUUCUCAAUGCAUUGAAUGCUGCUGAUGGAAAUAUGGAACGAGCGGCCAACUAUCUUCUUGGAAUCCAUUAA
Messenger RNA from Guillardia theta CCMP2712, 540 nucleotides. RefSeq lists its product as hypothetical. Lineage: Eukaryota; Cryptophyceae; Pyrenomonadales; Geminigeraceae. Bases 1 to 540 code for a protein of 179 amino acids. The transcript is spliced from 9 exons. The record is from RefSeq and is a predicted model, not a curated record. Gene Ontology annotation, molecular function: protein binding.